GACAACAAAUACUGUAUCAUCGCUGUUACAAUAUCUGGUUAUUAUCGCUAGAAAGGGUUCAUUUUAAUACACAGCAGGUUUAAAAAAUAAAAGUCAACAUCAUGUGACUUGUUGACUGUUGAUUUUCCAGCACUGAUGCUGACCACACCCACAGCUGUCAGUGAGCCGGGCUGGAUCAAGACACGCUCUCAGAUUCAUACCACCACAUGUUUGGUCAAAUCAGUGGAAAAGCCUGGAAGCAGAACACGGACCAAACCAAGCAGGUCACCAAGACCAAGAUGAAUCCUGAUCCUAGAGCCACAGAGCUAGUGGACAUCUCUGUGGUCGCUCCACAGGACCCCACCAGUCACCAACCAACAGACCAUGUCAAUGAUCAGGAGCUGGGCACAGAGGUUGUGGUCUGGGUUCCCUUUGGACGUCGUCUGAUCUCCAGUCUGCUGGGGAUGAAUCUAGUUCUGCUGGGAGCGGCUCUGGUAUCUGCACAGAUUUUUAACGCCGAGGGUCUGAAGCACCAGGAACCACAGGUCUUCAUGCUGCUUUUGAUGGUGGUCGGCCUGAUCUGGAUGCUGUGGUUCCUGCUAUGGACCAGGAAACAGAAUAAAACCAGUCUGCACUGGGACCACCACGCUGGAGGAACCACAGUCAUCGUGGUUCUGGUCCUUUUCACUGCCUUCAGUGUGGUGCUGUACGUCUGCAGGUUGGGUUAUUUGAUCAGUGUGAGGGCGUGUCAGCCGGCUGCUAAAGUCCUGCGUACGUUCACAGAGGCUCCAUUUCUGCUGCUGCAGACAUAUUCACUGUGGUCUCACUCCAAAGACUGCAUCCACAGACACAAGGUCCUCACCAGGUCUGGCCUGAUGGUGGUGCUGUCUGCCGACCUGCUGCUGUGGCUUGACGCGGUCACUGAGGACACGAUACACCAGGAGAUAGAGUUGGAGAAGGAGGGUGGACUCAGGUUUGGCCCCAGCAGUGCUACUGGAGAAGGUUCUGAGACAUCUGGAAACUCUACCUUGUGUCGGUGUAGCUCCAGCGCCACCUGCCUCUCCUUCAGGAAGGCCUUCGAGCUCCUGUACCCCUUCAACAUGGAGUACUACCUGAUGGCAGGCUGCAUGAUCUACGUCAUGUGGAAGAACGUGGGCCGCAGAACCGGUCCAAACCAGCAUGUAGUGCAGAAGUUGACCUUCCGUAUUUUCCAUCGUUGUGGACUGACCUUUGGUUUGGUGUUUGGCCUCUUGGUCCUCCUGGCUGGACUGACGGUCUUUGUUUUCUACCACGUCCGGGUGAGUCAGCAGACGUUCCGCGCCCAGGCCUUCCUGGUGUUCUACAGCUACCACUUGGCCGUCCUGCCAGUCAUGAUUCUCUGCUUGCUGUUUGGGAUGGUGGUCCACAGGCUGGAGAGGCGACAACACGAUUGUGGCCACAACCCGACCCGCAGCUUGGAUGUGGUUCUCCUUAUGGGAGCUGCUCUGGGCCAGGUUGCUCUUUCAUACUUCUCUGUGGUGGCAGCCCUGGCCGUGGGGACCAGUGGGCUCCUAGGGAACCUGGACCUGUCCUACUCUAUCCUCAGCCUACUGGAGCUGAUCCUCCAGAACAUCUUCAUCAUCCAAGGUCUUCACAGGCACCAGAACCAGAAGAAAAAGAAUAUCACCAGUAUAUUGAAGAAAACGAAGAAAACGUCACCAACACAUAAUAAUACAUUGCUUGAAGAAAACACGUCAGCAGCACCCCCUACUGGAGAAAAGCGUAAUGAGCCAAAGACCUGGCACACAAGAAUGAUCCAAGAAAUCUGUGCUUUCCUGAUUUUUUCCAACAUUAUGCUGUGGAUCAUCCCUGCCUUUGGAGCUCACCCUCAGCUGGAGAACGGAGUGGGGAAACAGUUCUUUGGGUUCGGUACCUGGUUCGUCCUGGUGAACCUGGGUCAGCCGCUGACUGUUUUCUACAGGAUGCACUCAGUUGCAGCUUUAAUGGAGCUCCUGGUCUCAGCCUGACCCACCCUGGGCCACAGCUAACGAACAAACGAGCGGCCCACACUGAGUGACCCGCAUGCUGAGGUCAAGGGUCAC
Cynoglossus semilaevis (tongue sole) is the source of this 2060-nucleotide messenger RNA. RefSeq names its product proton channel OTOP3-like. The record is from RefSeq and is a predicted model, not a curated record. Gene Ontology annotation, molecular function: proton channel activity. Gene Ontology annotation, cellular component: membrane. NCBI's taxonomy places the organism in Eukaryota, Metazoa, Chordata, Actinopteri, Pleuronectiformes, Cynoglossidae. The transcript has 7 exons. Gene Ontology annotation, biological process: proton transmembrane transport. The coding region runs from base 207 to 1985 and encodes 592 amino acids.